Messenger RNA from Vitis riparia (riverbank grape), 3436 nucleotides. Its product is annotated as protein ENHANCED DISEASE RESISTANCE 2-like. Lineage: Eukaryota; Viridiplantae; Streptophyta; Magnoliopsida; Vitales; Vitaceae. The transcript is spliced from 23 exons. Bases 483 to 2648 code for a protein of 721 amino acids. The record is from RefSeq and is a predicted model, not a curated record. Gene Ontology annotation, molecular function: lipid binding.
AAUUUUUUUUCAGAGAAAGUAAAACUGGACGCCAUCGCUUUUCAAAAAAAUUUGGGGAACAGCGUCACGGAUGUAAAACAAUCCCGACGCGAACCCACCAACCAAGGCCCGACGCGUGGCCUCCCCUUUCUUCCUUUCUUAGGUGGCGUCUUUCCAUUGGGGGCGUCACAGACGCUCCGCGAAUUCGCAGUCGUUCCAUCUCCGCUACCGCCGGUAUAGGUUGCCGUCAUUGCAAAAGAUGAUCUCUCACUAAAAACACACCUUGUUUUUCUCUCAAGGAUUUAGCGCGCUUGACUCCCUGUGUUUUUUCUGGAGUGUGUUUGGGUUGGAAGAAAUUUUGGCUUUAACUUUGCGCAGAAUUUCCCACACCGUGACUUUUUAUCUAUAUUUUUAUUUGGAGAGAGGUGUUUGAAAUUGAAUUGGUUUUGGUGUGUAGUAUGAGAAGGUGAGAGAGUGAUUGUUGAAUUUGUGGAGAUCAGGAGAUGGUGGCAUCGAAGGUGGUGUACGAGGGAUGGAUGGUGCGGUGCGGACGGAGGAAGAUCGGCAGAUCCUACAUCCAUAUGCGGUAUUUCGUGUUGGAGUCGCGUCUGCUUGCUUACUAUAAGAGAAAGCCUCAGCAUAAUGUGGUUCCGAUCAAGACGCUUCUAAUUGAUGGGAAUUGUAGGGUGGAAGACAGAGGGUUGAAGACUCACCAUGGAUAUAUGGUUUAUGUUUUGUCUAUUUACAACAAGAAGGAGAAGUACCAUCGUAUCACGAUGGCAGCAUUCAAUAUCCAGGAGGCAUUACUCUGGAAAGAAAAAAUUGAGUCUGUAAUUGAUCAGCAUCAGGACUUACAAGUUGCUAAUGGAAAUAAAUAUAUUUCAUUUGAAUACAAAUCUGGGAUGGAUAAUGGAAGGGCUGCUUCCUCAUCAGACCAUGAAAGUCAGUUUAGUGCACAGGAUGAUGAAGAAGAUACUCAUCGUGAUUUGGUUCGGAGAAAAACAAUUGGAAAUGGUAUUCCUGACUCAGUGCUUGACUGGACUCGAGAAAUAGAUUCGGAAUUGUCAAACCAGAAUAUCAACAAUCAAGCCUUUUCCAGAAAGCAUUGGCGUCUUCUCCAGUGCCAAAAUGGACUUCGAAUUUUUGAAGAGCUUCUUGAAGUUGAUUACCUUCCAAGGAGCUGUAGUAGAGCAAUGAAAGCUGUAGGGGUUGUGGAGGCAACCUGUGAAGAAAUAUUUGAGCUUGUAAUGAGCAUGGAUGGAAAACGGUUUGAGUGGGAUUGCAGUUUCCAAGAUGGCAGCUUAGUGGAGGAGGUAGACGGGCAUACGGCUAUUCUCUAUCAUAGGCUUCAGCUCGAUUGGUUCCCUAUGUUUGUGUGGCCUCGUGACCUUUGCUAUGUGCGUUAUUGGCGUCGAAAUGAUGAUGGAAGCUAUGUUGUGUUAUUUCGUUCUAGGGAGCACGAGAACUGUGGUCCACAACCAGGAUUUGUGCGUGCCCAUCUUGAAAGUGGGGGAUUCAACAUUUCCCCUCUAAAACCUCGAAAUGGGAGGCCCAGAACACAGGUUCAGCAUCUUAUACAAAUUGAUCUGAAAGGAUGGGGUGCUGGUUAUAUUUCAUCUUUUCAGCAACAUUGUCUCCUUCAGGUGUUAAAUAGUGUUGCUGGACUGCGUGAGUGGUUUUCCCAGACGGAUGAAAGGAAUGCUCAACCAAGAAUUCCUGUUAUGGUCAAUAUGGCCUCAGCUUCUGUUACUUCAAAGAAGAAUCAGAAGCCACAGGAGUCUUCUGAUCAAUCAAAUGCUGCAGGUAGGAACUCAAUGAUGAUGGAUGAAGACUCUGAUGAAGAUGAAGAAUUUCAAGUACCUGAGAGAGAACAAGAGGCAUACUCAAUGAGUCUUCAGAAUGAAGUCAAGGGAACAGCCAUGGAAGAAGAACCCCAAGAUAAAAUUGAUGUCUCAUGUUUUUCGGGUAAUCUACGACGUGAUGACCGUGAUAAGGGUCGUGACUGUUGGACGAUAUCUGAUGGGAACAACUUCAGAGUUCGUAGCAAGCAUUUUUUUUAUGACAAAACGAAGAUUCCUGCAGGGAAACAUCUUAUGGAUCUUGUUGCUGUUGAUUGGUUCAAAGACUCAAAACGGAUCGACCAUGUUGCUAGGCGACAAGGCUGUGCAGCACAAGUUGCAUCAGAGAAAGGACUUUUCUCUAUCGUCAUAAACCUCCAAGUACCCGGUUCAACACACUACAGUAUGGUAUUUUAUUUUGUAAGUAAGGAAUUAGUAACUGGAUCCCUGUUGCAACGAUUUGUUGAUGGUGAUGAUGAAUUCCGAAAUAGCAGGCUGAAACUCAUCCCAUCAGUUCCCAAGGGUUCAUGGAUUGUGCGCCAGAGUGUUGGAAGCACCCCUUGUUUAUUAGGAAAAGCAGUUGAUUGCAAUUAUAUCCGUGGUCCAAAGUACUUGGAGAUUGAUGUUGACAUUGGUUCUUCAACUGUUGCCAAUGGAGUUUUGGGCCUUGUAUGUGGUGUAAUUACAACAUUGGUUGUUGACAUGGCUUUCCUUGUACAGGCAAACACGGUGGAUGAGUUGCCGGAGAGGUUGAUCGGCGCCGUCCGGGUUUCCCAUGUAGAGCUUUCAUCAGCUAUAGUCCCAAAAUUGGACCCAGAUACAUGUGCUUGAGUUGAAACAUUGAAUUUUAUACAAAAUCUUUUGUUUGUUCAGGGUUGGUGAGGGGAUAAACAUUAAACACCCACCUGCUCAUGAGCCGCAGCUUGUUCGACGUCCAUUCUCAUCCGGUUAUUGAUCCAUGUAUGCUGAUUAUGUUCGGAAAUUCAUCCAUAGAACUCAGCUUCUCCAGGAUCAACCUCUCUUGCUUGGCAUCUAUGUUGUAGUGUAGUUAAGAUUUCACACACUAAGUCGUUGAAAUAGAGUCAAAGUAGGCCAUGCAUAUGAACAUCAUAUCAACAUUAACAGUCUAGCUUAACUAUGGACACACAGACUGAGGAUACAUUCUUGAUCAGGAUUCUCUGUAAAAUUGGAGUGCAGAGCAUUCCCGACACUGUCGACAAUGGCCGAGAUGGUCAUGGAUGAUUCAAUGCAGAGAAUGGCUGUGAUGGCAUCUAGUCUGGUGACCUCAUUUCUGAACGUCAGCCUUGCAUGUGCUACAACAACAUUACCAGAGUUGAAAUCCCGAGCAUUGUAUAACUACGAAGGUCAUGUUGGAAAGUCCAUGAAGGGCGACAUACCUUGGGCUAAUCGUAUCAAGCUUCCUAGCAUGCGCACGGUUGUUCUUACUGCAUUACUUGAAUGAGUAAAAUGGGUGAUCUAAGUAAAGGAAAAACAAAAAAAAAACAAUAUGAUAACAUUGAACAAAUCAAAUGAGGUUGUUAGGUGAAACCUGCAUUAUGUGUUGCAGAUAUUCUUUGGAGUUGAUAAUAACUUGAAAUUACUUUCUCAGCUACCUUUGU